AUGCUAUCAAAUCGUAAAAGACGGAGCAACGCAGCAUCCGAGACCGAGUCAACCCCAAGCGCUCGUCGGCGCAGAAGACAAAGCGAAGAACCCGACUCAUCAUCCGCACCAGACAGCGACGAUGAUGGACCAAGCGCACCAACCAGCACCGAUGCAAUGGUGAAAAAAAUGGUACGACUCGCCAUAGCGAGCGAGUACUCGCGACUCCCGAUCCGGCGCAACGACAUCAGCGCCAAAGUACUGGGCGAGCAGGGCUCGCGACAGUUCAAACUAGUCUUUGAUCAAGCGCAGCGGGAAAUGAGGCAGCGCUUUGGUAUGGAGAUGACCGAGUUACCGGCGCGAGAGAAAGUCACCAUUACCCAACGACGAGCUGCACAAAAAACCGAAAAACCUUCCUCGGCUAAUAAGUCCUGGAUCGUUACCAGUACCUUGCCGCUCCCAUACCGUUCCUCCGAUAUCCUCAUUCCAACCAAAGCACCCUCCCUCUACACUGAAAGCACAUACACGGGCCUGUACAGCUUCAUCAUCGCGGUGAUUAUGCUGAAUGGCGGUUCGUUGGCUGAACAGAAACUUGACCGGUACCUGGCGCGCACAAACGCGGAGGUUGCUACGCCGGUGGAUCGUACCGACAAGCUACUACAGCGGCUAUGUAAGGAAGGGUACAUUAUAAAGACACGGGAAAUGGAUGGGGGUGAGGAGGUGGUUGAGUAUGUCCUUGGACCGCGAGGCAAAAUUGAGGUUGGAACGAGUGGUGUGGCGGGUCUGGUGCGAACUGUCUACGGGAAAGACGUGGGUGACCAUGCGGGCUUGACUCAACUGCAGAGGGAAGAUCUCGAGGACUUUGAGGGGAAGCUUGGAAGAAGUCUUGGGGUUGACCCGGUACCCAUACGAGCCGGUGGGUUGGAUAGUGCUAGCGAUGUGGAUGGGAACGGAGAGGGACGUGAGGCGCCGCAGAGCUCGGAGCCUCGACGGUCUUCGAGGCAUGGUCCUACCCAGGAAGAGGAGGAAGAUUCUGGUUCUGGAGAGUACGAGGAGUGA
Molecule: messenger RNA, 1038 nt
Organism: Penicillium hordei
Lineage: Eukaryota; Fungi; Ascomycota; Eurotiomycetes; Eurotiales; Aspergillaceae
Product: MAGE domain-containing protein
Exons: 3
Coding region: 1-1038 (345 amino acids)
Biological process (GO): DNA repair
Cellular component (GO): nucleus
Source: RefSeq, a predicted model, not a curated record